Molecule: messenger RNA, 672 nt
Organism: Danio rerio (zebrafish)
Lineage: Eukaryota; Metazoa; Chordata; Actinopteri; Cypriniformes; Danionidae
Gene: cd9r
Product: CD9 molecule related
Cellular component (GO): extracellular region; membrane; plasma membrane
Source: RefSeq, marked validated
CGCCCGCAGAGCCUCUCACACACACUUGUGGAGUUCAUUCCAGCACCUGCAACCUCUGAAGCGCUCAACACCAGUGCAGUGAAUCUCCUAUGAUGGACGGCUGUGCGCAGAUCAGUAAAUGUUUCCUGGUCCUGUUCAACAUUAUCUACGGGCUGCUGGGCUUCAGUCUGGUGUCUCUGGGAUUGUGGCUCCGCUUCGGCGCUGAAACCAGAGGAUUCUUCGACAUCGACCUGAACACCAGCCAGUUCAACAUCGGUGUGAUGGUGCUGAUGGUGUCGGGUGCGCUGAUGCUGCUGGUGUCCGUCAUCGGGAACUGUGGAGUCUGCUGCAGCAGCAAAGGCUCUCUCAGUGUGUUCGACGGGCUGCUGUCUGUCCUCAUCCUCAUAGAGAUCUCUGUGCAGGUGUCUGAUGAGCUGGUGGAGUUCUACAGCACCGUCUACGCCCAGUACCUGAACACCCGGAGCGCCAGCCAGGCUGUCAGCCUCAAGAUGUUCCACGACACUUUCAACUGCUGUGGUGUCGGAGGGUCAAUCGAGCUGUUUGUGCGAGACACGUGUCCAGACGGCAACAUCCUGAAGCAGCUGACCUUUCCUGUGUGUGUGUGUGUGUGUGUGUGUGUGUGUGUGUGUGUGUGUGUGUGUGUGUGUGUGUGUGUGUGUGUAGAGCUGUCCC